This is a messenger RNA of Colossoma macropomum (tambaqui), 1591 nucleotides long. RefSeq names its product coiled-coil domain containing 137 (gene ccdc137). Lineage: Eukaryota; Metazoa; Chordata; Actinopteri; Characiformes; Serrasalmidae. The transcript is spliced from 6 exons. Bases 90 to 893 code for a protein of 267 amino acids. The record is from RefSeq and is a predicted model, not a curated record.
GUUCCUGUCGGUAACACGUCAGGAUAGUAGAAGAAGAGGAAACGUUUUGCCAUAUGGGUCUGAGACAGAAGAGAAGGUAAACUGCAAACAUGGCCAAAAUUAGCCAAAAAGCUGCAAAGUCCUCUGACCAACAGAAGAAGGAGAAGAAUAAAAGUUUUAACAACAAGAAAAAGAAGCCGAAGAAAGAUGUGAAACCUCGACUUGAAGAACAUCUGGAGCAGAUACCUUUUCGUCUGCGUGAAAUUAUGAAAAGCAAAGAGAGAAUGAAAAUGGGAUCCAGCAAGCUGAAGAAAAUCAUGAGGGAUGCCAAGGCCAAAGCACGGACAGAAACCUCUGUAGAGGAAGAUAUUCCAGUUCCACACUUUCGCAGAGGAAAGCAAGAGUCAGAAUCGGCUUACCUGAGCCGCAUGUCUCGAGAAACCCAGCACGUUCUCUUCCUCACCAAAAACCAGGCUGAGAGACAGCCUGAGCUGCAGCUGGAGGAGAAGGAAACAAAGUCAAGCAAACAUAAAUCUGAAAAAAAGAUACUGUUUAAUAAAGGACGAUUAGAGCGGCUACAUAAGAAAAAGCUUGAGCAACGUGAGGAGAGAGCGGAAAAAGAGAUGUUUGUAGAUGACGUACAGUUUGGAGAGGUCGCCAUGGAACCUCCAUCACUGACUGCCAAACCCAAGAAGGCUCCAGUGAAAUCUCAGGGGGCAUCCAAGGGCCUUCUUCUGAAUUCUCUACUCGGCCACACUGCCUUAUCAACAGUCAAGCCCUCCAUGGCUAGACAGAGGAUGAUGGAGGAAGAACGUGAGAGGGUGGUGCAGGCAUACCGGCACCUGAAGAAGCAGAAACAAGAACAGCAAGAGCAACAAAAGGCAGCGAUACACAAACUAAAGGAUCUUCAAUGAUACAAUUGUAUGCAAAAGUUUAAACACCCAAGGUUAGAUUGCAUCUUGAGUGAAAAUAAGCACACAUCCUCUACAGAGAACUUAAAAUUGCACAAUUUGUUUAAUUCAGUAACUAAUAAUUAAUAAUAUGACUGUGACUUCAGAAAGGAGGGGUCAUCUGUUUCAGUUCUGAAUUGUCCACCACAGUUUGGUAAUUUCACUGCUACAAAACACCAGUUAAACCUGCUUUAACUGGUGUUACUGCAGUUACACCAGUUAUGUCAGAGAGACAUGACUGUUCUCUAACGUUAUCAUAGUUUAGUGCAUUUGAAUUGUAUCUGGUCAGUGACGUGUGAGGAUAAGCAGCUCUUAUGCAUGAAAAUUGAAUGGCUGAAUAAUGGAAUUAGCUUUAUGGGCUAGAAGUAUCAAACAUCAAAUAAAUACAAUAUACCAACAUAUGAUAAUAAAGACUAUGAUGAAAUAGAACAAAUGUACAUAUAAAAAAGUGAUUAAACUAAUUUUACAAUAAAAUAAGUUAUUUAACAUAGGUUUGGAUCAUUAGUACCACUUUUGGCUCAUUUGUUGGUUUGUAUAUUUUUGAAUGCUGAAAAGAAGUUGAGAUUGUUUUUUACCUAUCCAGUUUCUUUGUGCUAACAAUUAUAAAUAAACCUUGAAUUUUGUAAAAAAAAAAAAACAAUAAAAUAAUCAUAAUUACUGAA